This is a messenger RNA of Bombus terrestris (buff-tailed bumblebee), 2468 nucleotides long. Its product is annotated as dnaJ homolog subfamily C member 1. Lineage: Eukaryota; Metazoa; Arthropoda; Insecta; Hymenoptera; Apidae. The record is from RefSeq and is a predicted model, not a curated record. The coding region runs from base 216 to 1511 and encodes 431 amino acids. The transcript has 7 exons. Gene Ontology annotation, cellular component: endomembrane system.
AUACACACGGCCUACGUUUCUAUGAUCUAACCUCACUUGAAUUUGCGAUGUGGCACUUAGCAUUUUAACAUAUUUCACACUUUGGUUAGCGGAAGAUCGAUUUAAUUCGAGUGAAAUAAUGAUUAUAGCAUAGUGUUUCAGUGACUAACGCGCUAGAAUCAAAAAGGAGGAACUUUUCAACGGAUAUGAAUGUACAUACUUAGCGAAUAAAAAAAAUGAGAGUGUCAUUAUUACUGAUCUUUCGAAUUUUAUACUUUUUCGAUGUAUACGGUGUCACAAAUGCUUGGGACAAUGAUGAAUUGGAAGUAUUCGACGUUGUCGAGGAGGUUAAUCAAAAUUUCUACGAAGUGCUUGGUGUCCCGCAGGCCGCAAAUGCCUCGGAAAUUAAGAAAGCUUUCAGACGAUUGUCACUGCAGUUGCAUCCAGAUAAAAAUCCUGCAGAAGAUGCAGAGCAACAGUUUAGGAAAUUAGUCGCUGUUUAUGAUAUUCUGAAAGAUCCUGCGAAACGUCAGCGAUACGACAGUGUUCUAGUUAAUGGAUUGCCAAACUGGCGAUCAGCCGUGUAUUAUUACCGCCAUGUGCGAAAAAUGGGACUUGUAGAAUUAGGAAUAAUUUUAUUUUUACUGAUUACCAUCGGACAAUAUGUAGUUGCAUGGGCCGCAUAUUACGAGAAAAGAUAUACAUAUGAACAAGUUUUGGGCACUAAACUUCAGAAAAUGCAAAAAAAGAAUAAGAAAGGGAAGAUGGAUGUGCCGGAUUUGGCAGACAUUUUGGAGAAAAUUCCUACACCAACUAUUUGGAACACUCUCCCGUUUCAAUUUCCAAGAUGGAUAAUAGCUUUUACAUUGUCCAUACCUGAUAUCGUGCGUGUAAUGAAUACUAUACUGGAAGAAAGAAAACGUAGGAAAAAGCAAAAAGAAGAAGAAGCAUUAAUGCAAGAAAACGAACAACCAGAACCAGAAUUCACAUCUCGUACGAGGAGACGCAGAACUGGUUUCACUCCGCAAGAAAGAAGCGGUAAUGGCGUUAAAGAGGUGUUUAAGAAAGACCAAAUAAAUCACGUUUAUCAGAAACCUGCUAUUUCUGGGGGAUUAUGGACUGACGAUGACAUAUUAGAAUUAAUAAAACUCGUGAAGAAGUAUCCUAGUGGUACAUCAGAGAGGUGGGAUAAAAUUGCAGACGCGAUGAACCGUACAGUUACCGAAGUUACACAUAUGGCGAAAAAGAUAAAAGACGAAGGAUUAAAACCCGGUUCGCCUACAGAAGAGACUGUUAUAGAAGAACGUUCAAAAAAGAUAAAGACUCGUGCCGAGAAUGUAGAAAGCAUUAGCGAAUGGAGUCAAGAACAACAAAGAGCUCUAGAAGCGGCUCUUAUAAAAUAUCCUAAAGGCACAUCAAUAGAUAGAUGGGAGAAAAUCGCAAAAUGCGUUGAAGGAAAGAGCAAGGAUGAAUGUCAAGCAAGGUAUAGACAAUUGGUGGAAUUAGUCAAAAAGAAACAACAUACUCAAUAGCCUGCCAUGUACAAGAUGUUCCUUCGACAAAAAGUAUAGUCCAAUACCAAUCAAGUCCAAAAAAGAAAAAUGAAACAAAAACAUAAUUUUCGAUCUUAAGAUGAUACAUAUUUCACAGCUGUUGUACAAGCUUUACAAGAAUUAAAGAUUUCUUAAAAGUACUCUUAUACAAGGAUGACGCAUUAAGAAUAAUUAAGAAAAAAAAAGAAACUUUAUACACGAAAAAGAACAAUUACUCCUACAUCAUUUUAUUAUUAAAUGUUUGUGGAGAAUGUAUUUAUUUAAUAAAUUUAAUAACUAAUUCAGAGGAAAAGACUGACAAGAGAUAUGAUAAUUAAAUACUUUCCUGUUCUCUGAGACUGAUACGCCGUAUCGUUUUAGCUUUGAAAAUAAAUUGUAAAAAGUAAUCAUGCCAAAGCAUAUAACACAUUUUACUUUACUAUUAAUAUAACUUACAUAUAUAGAUGAACUAUAUUAAUAUAGUCGAUAUUACUCUGAAAACUAAGUUACUUGUAUUGUACUUGUUAAAACUAGUACAAACAAAUUCCGUCUUAAAUAUUUUUCGAGAUCUAACCCAGGAGUUAUACUGUAAAGUAAAAGAGUGGGCCCUGUUCUUGUAUUAUGAGUGUAAAUAUUUAAAAGGCUAUAAAUUUGUAAUGGACGAGAAAAUUGCCCACGAAUUAUUCUGUGUAAUUUACUUUACUUAAGAAAUUAUAAAUACAUAUAAGCACGGAGAAGUACUAUUAUAAUUUCAACGUCGAACGUAUUUUAUAAUUGUCUAAAUGGAAAGCAACAUUUUGUGUAACUAAUAUUUAAUUUUGUAUCAUACGCAAAGAAGUGAAGUGAAGAAAACAACUAGUAUAUCCGAGCUAUUUAUUGGUUAGUUUUUAAAUAAUGACUGUACAAAAUAUUAUUUACAGAUUGUAUAAUAAACAUUUUAAUUACGUCUUCUUCGAA